Molecule: messenger RNA, 4160 nt
Organism: Daucus carota subsp. sativus
Lineage: Eukaryota; Viridiplantae; Streptophyta; Magnoliopsida; Apiales; Apiaceae
Product: disease resistance protein RPV1
Exons: 6
Coding region: 145-3486 (1113 amino acids)
Biological process (GO): signal transduction; defense response
Molecular function (GO): ADP binding; ATP hydrolysis activity
Source: RefSeq, a predicted model, not a curated record
UACUUUUUGAAAUCAUACUGUGCACCUCUCAUCAUUGCUAUGCAUCAAUAAUGAUAUUCAAUCUCUACUCUCCACACUGAGCUGCUAUAUUGCAACUUAACUACUCAUCUUCUCCACAAAUCAUCCUCCCAUUCACCCUAUCCAAUGGCUUCCCCAACUUCUCAAACUCCAUCUCCCAGCUGGGACGUUUUCCUGAGCUUCCGCGGCAUAGACACCCGAUACACUUUCACCAGCCACUUAUAUUCCGCCCUGGACCGCUACAAUAUUCCAACAUUUAAAGACGAUCCCGAGCUUCGCUGCGGAGAAGUCAUCUCCGACGCGUUGCUCAAAGCUAUUCAGGAAUCGAAGAUCUACGUCGUUGUCCUCUCUCAGAAUUAUGCUUCUUCGAGCUGGUGCCUUGACGAGCUCGUAGCGAUCCUCAAUUGUAGCAGAGCAAUGCAAAGAACGGUUAUUCCGGUGUUUUAUAACGUUGAUCCAUCGGUUGUUAGGUACCAGAAAGGGGGCUUUGAAAGUGAUUUUAAAAGACAUGAAAUUAGAUUUGGGGGUGAAAUGGAAAGAGUUGAGAAAUGGCGGCUUGCACUGAAAGAAGUUGCCAAUAAUUCAGGGAAACAUGUAGACGGUAAAACGUCUGAAGCUGAUAUUGUCAAUGAAAUUGUUGACGAAAUUCUACUGCAAAUACAAUCCUUUUCUUUAGAUGUUGCCAGAUAUCCAGUAGGAUUGGAUUCCCGCCUUAAAGACAUAACAGCAUUGCUGAGCAGGGGCACAAAAGAUGUCAUUAAGAUCGGUCUAUUUGGUAUGGGUGGCAUAGGUAAAACAACUCUUGCCAAAGCACUUUUUAAUAAACUCUUGCCGGGAAGCUUUAAGGGAAGCUGCUUCCUCGCAAAUGUGAGGGAGAGUUUGGGGAAUUCAAAAGGUCUAGAGUCUUUGCAACAACAACUUAUUAACGAUGUUCUUAGAAGUAAGAAUAAAGUUGAGGUUAACAGUGUUGGCCAAGGAAUUAAGCUGAUAGAUCAAAAAAUUUGUUCAGCAAAAAUUUUGGUUGUUAUCGAUGAUUUAGAGGACCAUCAAGAAUUUCAAUCACUGGUGAGACGAUUUGCUCCUGGGAGUGUAGUUAUUAUAACUACAAGGGAUGAAGAGAUAUUGGAUAAAAUUGAAGUAGAAACUCAAAAUCGAUACAAGGUUAAUGUGCUGAGUGAUGCUGAGUCAGAGACACUAUUCUUCCGCCAUGCAUUUGGAGAUGCUCAACCAAGCAAUACUCUAAAGAUAUUGUCUAAAGACAUUCUACGUCUUGCUGGAGGGCUUCCCUUGGCUCUCGAGGUUUUCGGUUCAUCCUUGUAUAAGAAAUCCGAGGUUAGAUGGAAAUCAUACAUCGAGACACUGCAGCGAAGUCCCAACAGCCGUAUCCAAGAAAAACUUAAAAUCAGCUUGGAAGCCUUGGAAUCAGAUGAUCCUCUGCUAAAGAAAAUGUUCCUUGACAUUUCUUGUCUAUUCAUCGGAUGGAACAAAGAAAAGGUGGUUGAAAUAUUAGAUACUUAUUAUCCCUACGCAGAUGAUAAGAUUGAUAUUCUCAAGAAUAGAUGUUUAUUAACGAUAAACAGUAGAGAUGAAUUCCGAAUGCAUGAUCUGCUUCUGGAUAUGGGAAAGGAAAGUAGAGAUGAAUUGCGAAUGCAUGAUCUGAUUCAGGAUAUGGGAAAGGAAAUCGCGCAUAAUAACUCUCCUGACGAGCCUGGAAAGCAUAGUAGAUUAUGGGUACCAAAAGAAAUAUGCUCUGUGUUAAAGGAACACAAGGGAACAGAAGCCGUUGAAGGUAUCAUUUAUAAUGGACCUGAGGUGGAAGUACUGUUUUCUACGGAGACAUUAAGAAGAAUGAGUAAAUUAAGAUUUCUUUACUUAAAGAACAUUAAUCUCAGCGGAGAGUUUACAGGGACACUAGAAGAUUUGAGGUGGUUUUUCUGGAAUCACUGUCCCUUAAAGUGUUUACCUUCUGAUUUCUGCCUUGUAAAACUUGUUAUUCUUGAGUUGCCCAAAAGCAAAUUGACAACUAUGUGGGAGGACACGAUGGUUUCAAAUGUUUUGGAGAAGCUAAAGACUCUGAUCACGCGGUUUUCCCAUGGUUUAACUAUCCCAGAUUUCAGAAGACCGCCGUGUCUCGAAAAUUUAAAGACUCUAAACAUGAGGUUUUCCAGGGAUUUAACUACCACGCCGGAUUUCACGAGACUGCCGCGCCUCGAAAAUUUAUAUCUUGAGGGCUGUACAAGUUUGAAGGAGGUCCAUAUAUCAAUUGGAAGUUUGGUGAACCUUGUUUCCUUAAAUUUGAAGAGUUGUUCAAGCCUAAGAAGUCUUCCGGAUACCAUUUGCGAGUUGAAAGCAUUGGAAGUUUUAUGUGUUGAUGCAUGUAUAUGGCUAAAAGCAUUGCCAACACAAUUGGGAAACCUUAAAUCCUUACUAGAGCUCAAUGCUCGCUGGCUACGUGUUCUGCAAUUACCAGAUUCGAUCGGAGAUCUUAGUAAGCUUGUUAAGCUGAAAUUAGACUAUAACGAGAACCUUGAAUAUCUUCCAAACACCAUUUGCAACUUGAGAACAUUGGAAGUUCUAAGUAUUAUGUAUUGCACUAAAGUGGAAGCAUUACCUGUUGAACUGGGGAACAUUGAAUCUUUAAUAGAGCUCAGAGCCAAGGGAACAACCUUUUCGAAAUUAUCUAACACCAUUUGCAACCUGAGAUUAUUGAAAAAUCUUGAUAUUUCUGAUUGUUAUAAACUAGACAGCUUGCCUGAUCAACUGUGGAAGCUUACAAACUUAUCCAUUGCAGAUCUUUCAGGUUGUGGUAAUCUGUUGUCCAUUGCAGAUCUUCCUCCUUAUCUGACACGCAUUGAUGCCCGUAGCUGUUUGUCUUUGGAAAGCGUAAACGUAUCCAAUUUAAAACUGUUGAAGGAAUUGGUCCUCACAGAUUGUAGAGCUUUAACAAAGAUUUUGGGCUUGGGGGAACUCGCUUCUUUAUACCGCCUGCAAUUGCGAGGCUGCCAUUCCUCUCUACUGGCGCGAACUCUUACAAUGCAAUUAUUUGAGAUUUACUGCGGUUUUAACCAGGAAAUUAGUAUUGAGGUUGCGGCAGAAAAGAUUUUGGAGCUGAUGGGAGAUUUGGCAUAUGACAUUUCAUCCUCUGUGAAUUUGCAAGCAAAUUUGUCAUACAGUUACUUGGGGAUGAUUCUCUGCUUUACACCGGAGAUUCAAGAAGUCUUUUCUGCUAAAGAAGUCUAUUAUACUGUUACGGCAGAUGAUCAAUCAGUGGGCCAAAAGAGGCUAUAUGGAUCAUAUAUAGUAAUAAUACCAAGAUCUGUAUUUACACUUGCAAAAGACAAUCAUACAAUCAAAGUUACAUCAAAUGCUGGCAGAGUUUGGUUUUAUCUACUGUACAAAAACGAGGAUGAUAAUACCCUUGUCAGCCAGCGAUUUCAAGUAGAAGAAAAUCCAGCUGAAUUACUUUAAAAGGAAUAGUUCAGAUGUUACAAAAUCUGCUAUUAUUGGAGGAACUAGAAUUUCCCUACACCAGCAUUUUUAGAAAGGGUAUUCAGAUUGUUGGUCGCCAUUGCCCUCACCUCAGGUCAUCCACAUUGAAUCAAAGAACAUGCUCCUAUAGUCGAAGUCCAAGGUGUGAUAGGCAGGCUCUUGCUAUUGCAAACAGCAUGCCUGGUUUACGACGUCUGCAACUCAUUGGAAAUAGGAUGACGAGUACUGGUUUGAUGGCCAUUCUUCGUAAGUGUCAUCACUUGAAUACCUUGAUCUUCGAAGGUGUGAUGGCCUUUGUAGAAUACUAAAAGACAAGCCUGGCCUUGAAACAAAACUUCGUCAACAGAUAAGGCAUGUGAGGUUCCCACAGGAUUCGACUGAAGACUGUGAAUAUGAUACUGAAACUGAUAUUUCUGAUGUAUAUUGGCAGUGAUUGUUCUUCUGCAUUAGACUAAUUCAUACUGACGAUCAAGUCAAGCCACUGUUUGUAAUGUGUCUGAAUAAAUCAUUGUUCUCUCUGUAAUUUUUGUUCUGCACAGGUUUCUUGAUCCUUUGAACGAGUUUAACCAAGGAUAACGGCAAGUUAUUUUCCGUUAAUAUUUGGAUACGUGUUUUGAGACUAGUAUAAAGUAUGGUUUCAUAAUAUUUUUUAA